This is a messenger RNA of Rotaria socialis, 954 nucleotides long. The record is from the annotation of a GenBank genome assembly. NCBI's taxonomy places the organism in Eukaryota, Metazoa, Rotifera, Eurotatoria, Philodinida, Philodinidae.
AUGUUUAAUUUUGUCUCAAAAUACCCAAACUCCAUUGACAUUCAUCCAAAUGCUCGAUGGAAAGAAAAUGGUCUCAUUGUAGCUGGAGGAAAUGGACAAGGCAAUGGAAUCAAUCAACUCUCGAACCCAUGGGGUUUGUAUGUUGAUGAUGAUCAAACUGUCUAUGUCGCUGAUCGAGACAAUCGCCGUAUUGUGAAAUGGAAAUCGGGUGCGCCGAGUGGCCAAAUGGUUGCCGGUGGAAAUGGACAAGGAAGUGAGGCUCAUCAAUUGUCUGACCCAUUAUAUGUGAUUGUCGACAAAGACAGAGAUAGUCUCAUCAUCUCCGAUACUUCAAAUAGAAGAGUGGUUCGAUGGCCUGGUCGAAAUGGGACAAGUGGAGAAACGAUCAUCUCGAGCAUCAAUUGUUGGGGUUUGACAAUGGACGAGAGUGGAUCUCUCUAUGUCGUUGACUUUGGAAAACAUGAAGUGAGACGAUAUAAAACAGGAGAAUCUCAAGGAACAGUGGUUGCAGGUGGCAAUGGAAGUGGAAAUCGCCUCGAUCAACUCUCUUACCCAAGAUACGUAUUCGUCGAUCGAGAUCAUUCAGUGUACGUAUCUGAUUGGGGAAAUCAUCGUGUGAUGAAAUGGAUGAAAGGUACAAAAGAAGGCAUUAUCGUGGCUGGUGGUCAAGGAAAAGGAAAUGGUCUCACACAAUUGUCAUUUCCUCGAGGAGUCGUUGUCGAUCAAUUGGGCACUGUCAAUGUGGCUGAGUAUGGGAAUGCUCGAAUCAUGCGUUGGCCCAAAGGAGCCACACAGGGAAGUGUGAUUGUGGGUGGAAACGGUCAAGGAGGACAAUCGAAACAGCUCAAUAGGCCCGUCGGUUUAUCAUUCGAUCGACACGAUAAUCUCUAUGUCGUCGAUUUUGGAAAUCAUCGAGGACAAAAAUUCAAUAUCCUAUUGGAAGGAUCACAUUAG